AUGCCAGUCUCGAUGCCCCCUCGCUCACCUCCCAACAUACAACAGGCCACGGGUGGUAUUGAUGAAUCGGUUCCAAAAGUCAAGCGCGGAAUCUUGCGUAGCUAUUCCAUAACCAGUUCCGAUGCCGCCGUCGCUGGCAGCACUUCCCCUCCCCUAACCUUCUUGGAGACGAACACCAACAUGCCAAGGAAGACAAGGACCAGGACGAUUGUGCGGACGACGACUGACCCAAUCAUCACCAUCAAGUUGAUUCACACGCCCUCUCCUUCUGAUGUAUCAUCGAUCAGUCGUCUUUCUGAGAUGUCUUCGAAUUCGGAUUCGGACUCGUGUGAGGGACUAAAUGAUCUGAGGAGUGUUGUGGAGGCGCAAAUGAGUCGGCGCCAGGAGAUUCUUGAUGCUGGCGGUGUGGAUUUGUUUGCGGAUUUUGAUUCGACCUCUCCGCAGUUGGAGGCAGAGGAUGAGCAGGGAGGAGAGGAGGAGGAGGAAGAAGAGGAGGAAAGGGAGUACUAUAGCGGCGAUCGCGGCACGGACGACGAGAAGGGCGACGAUGAUGAGCCUGGAUCUGGAUCUGGAGCUGGUGUCGGUGAUCGUCCUUCUCACGCCACAGACAACAACCGCUACGAUAAUUUCCGUUCUUCGCCUUCCCAAGACAGGUCUCACAACAGGGCGCCACCAUCCGCCAAAGGGGCUUCGCCCAAAGAUGCUCCUGUCGACUCGACCGUUCCUAAAACCCCUUCUGUCCAUUAUUCUACACUCGACAUCCUUUCAAGCGCACCAACAAAGAAAGCCAACCACCACUCUAAACACAACCGCAAACGUGAAUCAAUCGCCUGGCUCGACCACUUCCUAGCCCUCAACAACACCUACCGCGACAACCUGGCAACCCUGCACCUCCACCUCUUCCAAUCCCUUCACCACACCCUCUCCGCUCACACAACAACCCUCCUUAAUCUCCAACAGCAGAUCCUAGGAAUCCAGGGAGUCAGGAACGGGAGACUUGAUAAUGAGUAUCUGAUCGAGUUGGUGUCGACAAAGCUGAGUCGGAGGAUGGAAAGGGAUUUGAGGAACCAGACGAGGUUCUGUAUAGGAGUUGGGGAGUUGGUGCAGCAGGGAUUUGGAAGUACGUUGUUGACGGUUGAUUAUGAAGAGGAGGAUGAGUUCGAAGGGGUGAGGGUUGAUCCGGCCGUCGUGGCUGUGAAGGAGAAGAAGAGGAAGGCGAAGGAGAGGAAGAAGAAUGGGGAGGAGAUGGAGGAGGAAAAGGAGGAGCCAAUGGAGGAGAAGGAGUUGGUAAAGUUGGUGAGUCGGGUGUAUCAGAGGAGGUUGCCAGUCGAUGACCAGUGGGCGUUGUUCAGGUGGACGGAACUGCAGAAACCUUAUGCGACGUUGAAGGACUUGGACGAGGCCCGUGCUUGUAUGGCGUUGUCUCUUUUAGCGGCAGGUCAUCAACAGGAGGGUGAGGGGGAUGUGGAAGUUCAGGAUGGGAUUAUGCAUGAUUCUGCCGGAUAUACUGGACACGAUGUUGUCGAGUUGACAGUGGAAGAGCAGAAGGAAGAGAGCUCGAGUGAUGAUGAAUGGGAUUCGAGUCUGGCCGAGGAUAGUGUCUUGAUCCGUUCGUCCGAGGAGUUUCUUCACAUCCAGCAACAGCGCAACUCUCAGGACCAGGGCGGGCUUUCUGGAGAUGACGAUAUAGAUGAGACGCAGUUCGAGAUGCUGACUCCUCCUGCUCCUGGUAAUCCUCCUCCUGGUGACCUUGGUGAUCGCGAUUAUGAACACUUGUACUCUUACACUUCAGACGACAACGCUGACGACGGCUUAGAGCCAUCGACACCACAAGCAGGAGCCGGUCCACCAACGAGAUCCUUCUACAUGCAGGAUCCCUCUCAUUGCAGGCUCGAGUCUCCAGUCGAGCCUCUGGCAUUCUCGCGUCGUCCUUCGAUGCCAACGCCACCGCUAUCAUCGCAGCCUGAUUUUACGACCCCUCACUCCAGUCCUGCUGCUGAUGAUAGCGAGACAGCUGGAGUGAACUCGAAUACAGAGUGGAUGCGUGUGGUUCGUGCACUUGCAGCGACCGAAGCAGCAUCAUCAGCCCCUGGUACGCGGCUCCCGAUCUGGGUUGUCUAUGCCCCUCCGAUAUCUGCUUCCUUACCGUCAGCAGCCGCAUCGACAGGGACGACUACCUCCACUGCCGCAGUCCCUUCCUAUCCUGCUGUUGCUGAUUGCGAUGAAGCUUCUGCGCCUCCAGAAGAGGUUUCAGCGAUUUACCAUUGUGACCGUCGAGAAGGAUCUCGUCGCAAUGUUAGCCAACAAACCCAGAGAUUCCCUCCUCCCUCCAAGACUAUAACCUCUUCCACGACUUCUACAUCUGAAGUAAGAUACACCAGGUCGAGCAGGAAACGUCGCCGCCACGAAAAACACAGUCGUACUCGUACCCGAGGAGCCGAAACAUCAGCACCAGCAACAGUCAACAACCACUUCCGAGGCGGGACCCAUUACCACUACAAUGGAUCUUCGACAACCAUGUCUAAUCACCGCCCAAUGUCGGUCCUGUCGCGACGGUCUUCUACAAGUUCGUCCUCAUCAUCAUUAUCGGGGCCGUCAGUGUUCAUGGCUUUGACGAGUGAUAGUUGUCCAUCGCCGUCGCGACGUUCCUCUUCCUCUUUAGGUUCUCGACAGUCGCUGGAAGAAGAAGAGGAGGAGGAGGUCUUGUGGCAAUCGUCAUCGAGUAUUGAUUGUAACCAGGGUCACCAUCAGCCUACUUCACCCCUGCUGCAACAAUCACCAUACCCAUCAAGCUCCACCGUACACGAAAAAGAAGAAGACGACGACGAAGAUCUUCCCAUCUUCUCUCAGCCUCCCACACCUCUUUCAAAACCACCUCCUCCCCUCCCCCUCCAUGCCACUACCUCUUCCUACUACACUUUCCUUCCACCAGUCCAACCUGCACACCAGCCCAGACACCACCAACUCCGUGGUCCUACUCCAGACCCUCUUCCGCCUGUAUACUACCAUCGCCCCGUCGACUCCACCAUUGUCACCACUUCUGUGCCACCUCGCCCUGUACACUGUGCUAACCGUACAAGCCGUGUUCGAGUCUGUGUUUCGAAACUUGCCCAUCCCAAGUCUCAAGUCUACCAGCUUGGCAACCCAAAAUGGCGCCUUGAAGGUUCUCUCCUCCCCGACAACGCAUCCACCACCGACAAUUCCACCGAUAAUAUCAUUGAAAACACGUCAAACGACGCGUCGUCCUCACUUGCUCCUUGUCUUACAUCACAGCAAGAGUCUCAACAGCAACAGCAACAGCAACAGCGGCAGCAGCAGCAGCAGCUCUUCCACCGUGUGUAA
Molecule: messenger RNA, 3342 nt
Organism: Linnemannia hyalina
Lineage: Eukaryota; Fungi; Mortierellomycota; Mortierellomycetes; Mortierellales; Mortierellaceae
Source: the annotation of a GenBank genome assembly